Messenger RNA from Scatophagus argus, 1275 nucleotides. RefSeq names its product surfeit 2 (gene surf2). The coding region runs from base 260 to 1000 and encodes 246 amino acids. The transcript has 6 exons. The record is from RefSeq and is a predicted model, not a curated record. Lineage: Eukaryota; Metazoa; Chordata; Actinopteri; Scatophagidae.
AAAAAGAAAAAAGUGUGGUCACUUGAACAUGGUACAUAUCUAAAAUACGUCGACGGGUCAAGGGUCGUGUUUGAUUAAAAACCGUGCUGCUGGCUGAAAGCUUUAUCCUUUCGUCUUUGACUUUCCUUACUUUGGCCAGUGGAUGGCGCCAAAAUAUCAUGCAGCAAAGUGGAUGCAAUCAACCCACGUGUAGUCAUUUCCUACAAGGGGGUGGCCUAAUCGACAAUUUGGAACAUCUAUUUUGAGGUGUUUAUAAACUAUGGACGAAUUACACGCGGACCUCAGAGCUUUUCUCCUUAACCACCCCUUUCUUCAGCUUACGGAUAGCAAAAAGAUCAAAUGCACUCUGAAUGGCCAUGAGUUUCCGUGCAACCUGGCGGAGAUACAGAAGUUCACUCAGGGGAAGAAAUACGAGAAACUGAGUGCUGCAGCAGACUUUAACUACAGCCAGUACGAACCACACGUUGUGCCCAGCACGAAACAACCUAAUCAGCUCUUCUGUAAGCUGACCCUCAGGCACCUCAACCGGCAGCCGCAUCACGUCCUGAGACAUGUUAACGGGAAACGCUUCAAGAAAGCCCUCUGCAAAUAUGAAGAGUGUGUGCAGAAGGGGAUUGAAUUCACUCCAGCCAGACUCACACAGAAAAAGCCCAGAGACACCGGAGAAGAAGUUAACGAGGGGAAGGCCUCGAAACACAGGAACAGCUUGUGGGAACCUUCAUGCAGCGAUGAGGAUCACAGCGACUCAGAGGACAGCAUGAGUGACCUCUACCCUCCCUCCUUAUUCACUUUAAAAAACCUGGCAGAAGAAAGUGUGGAGGGUGAUGGGGAUGAGGAGGAAGAUGACUUCCAAACAGAUGAAGAUGAGGAAAUGGAGGUGGAUAAGCAGGUGCAGCAGAAACGCAAGAAGGUCCAAGGUGGUGGUUUUCAAAAGAAAUUCAGAAAUAACCACUGGAAAUCAGGGCGCAAGAGACGUGGAAAAGUGCAGAGUGGGAAGUAAAAUGCAAAACCUAUAUGUAUAGUAUUUUUAUACCUGCUAAUUUCUCAGGGGGGCAGCACUGCACUUCCAGUUUAGAGUAGUCUUCCUGUGUCUGAGACAGACUGAUAUUUCCAAAAGUGAACAAAUCUGCUCAGUUUUUCUCAUUUUCUGCAUCUGAAAGGUUGUCUGUUUCCCAGCUUGUCAUGUGCACAGUCCCAGCAAGGUGGACAAGUUGUAUUUUCUGGUUUCCUACCAAGAGGGCUAAUAUAAAAUACAACUCGGUUUGGAUUUGCAAA